AUUCAGACCGCCAGAUAGCAGUGAACAAGGUCGCUCAGUAGCGAGUAUAAUAAAAAUCCAGUUUGUCAGGAGACAGAUAAAGAUGAAGUGUAACGUAGACUAUGAAAGCGACACGGAUUUUCCGAUUGAAAAUCUACCUUACGGAGUGUUUUCCACAAAAGAUGAUGUUGUCAAAAGGAUAGGUGUUGCCAUUGGAAACUAUGUCCUGGACUUGAAAAAAAUUAGUCAUUUAUUUACUGGUCCAGAGUUAAAGAAUAAUCAAGAUGUUUUUAAGCAGGAAUCAUUGAAUGCAUUUAUGGCUUUGACUCCAAGUUGCUGGUCUGAAGCCAGAAGUUAUUUACAGAAGCUUCUAUCUGAGGACGAUUCUCCAAUAAAGUCGAUACCAGAGUGCUUAGUGAAACAGUCUGAAGUGGAAAUGCACCUUCCGGCAGUUAUUGGUGACUACACUGAUUUCUAUUCUUCUAUACACCAUGCUCAAAACGUGGGUGAAAUGUUCAGAUCUAAAGAAAAUGCACUUUUCCCUAAUUGGAGACAGCUUCCAGUCGGUUAUCAUGGAAGGGCAAGCUCGGUUGUAGUAUCUGGUACUCCCAUUAGGCGACCUAGAGGACAAACAUGUCCUGAAGGAGCUGAGAGAGCUUCUCAUGUUCCAUCUUCACUCUUAGAUUUUGAACUGGAGGUGGCAUUCUUUGUGGGAGGUAAACCAACCACUCUCGGCACAACAGUGAUAGCAGAGAAGGCAAAUGAUUAUAUUUUUGGUUUUGUUCUUAUGAAUGAUUGGAGUGCUCGAGAUGUUCAAAAAUGGGAAUACAUACCUCUUGGUCCAUUUACUGCCAAGAACUUUGGUACAACGAUUUCUCCAUGGGUCGUAACUGUCGAAGCAUUAAAGCCUUUCAUUGUACCGAAUACCGUUCAGGAACCUGAACCGUUACCUUACCUUAAGCACUCCGACCCUUUCAAUUUUGAUAUAAACCUCUCCGUCAGCAUCAAACCGGAGAACAGCAAACUUUCUACCAUAGUAUGCAGAUCAAAUUAUAAGUGGCUUUAUUGGACUGCGAAACAGCAACUAGCUCAUCAUACCGUGACCGGUUGUAAUAUAAAUCCUGGUGACCUAAUGGCUUCUGGGACAAUCAGUGGAGCGGAACCUGAUUCUUUCGGAUCGAUGCUAGAACUGAGUUGGAAGGGUACUAAGCCUGUGCAGCUGAAGGGAAAUACAACAAGAAAAUUCUUACAAGAUGGUGAUGAGGUUAUAAUAGAAGGUUUUGGUCAAGGGAUUGGAUAUCGUCUUGGAUUUGGAAAAUGUUCAGGCAAGGUUCUUCCAGCACUAAGUGCAUGAAAAGGAUUAUUCACUGAAUAUGAAGUCUAUAAUUUUGAGAAAUUAACUCAACGCCAUGCCAUUAUCGAAUACUAUAUUAAAAGUCUUAAAUAUAGAUGGUUGCAUAGCUGCUCUUUUUCAUUUUAUUAUAUAUAAAAAGAAUUAUCUUUUUUUUUUUAUGAAAAAUUCUGAUAUUUUGCUAAUAAAGUCUAAUUUUUCUGUCUCUCUC
Molecule: messenger RNA, 1541 nt
Organism: Nezara viridula (southern green stink bug)
Lineage: Eukaryota; Metazoa; Arthropoda; Insecta; Hemiptera; Pentatomidae
Source: the annotation of a GenBank genome assembly